GAGAUCAUGGGAGCGAACGACCAAGAUGGUCAGGAGAUGUUGAGCGGAAAUGUCGAAACCACUGACCACGGGCUGAAGAGCGCACGACUUCUGCACGUAGCAGCAGGACGGGUCCAACAAGAAGGACAGCAAGAACCUCCCCCCUCAAGAAUUCCGAACUUUCUCGACCGGCGCCCUUGGCCCGAGGAUUUAUCGCCAGUUGUCGUGGCAUCCGAUUGCGAGACGGAUAGCAUUUUUUCGGAGGAAGAGUACCUUGUCGCAGUCGCGGAGCAACUCACGGUGUGCACUCACCAAUACGUCACGGAAGCGCGGAGGUUGAUUGUCCGGACGAACGACGGGAUGAUCAACACGA
This is a messenger RNA of Amoebophrya sp. A120, 352 nucleotides long. The record is from the annotation of a GenBank genome assembly. Lineage: Eukaryota; Dinophyceae; Syndiniales; Amoebophryaceae.